AUGGCGGAGAUUCACGGCGUCUGGCUCGCGAGCGCGACGGGCAUCUUCUUUGGCUGGGCGUUUCUCGCCUGGAUCCUGCGCGUGUGGGCAAAGUUGCGGACAAAGUCGUGGAUGCUCGACGAUUAUACCCUCUCUGGCUCGCUUCUGGCGGCAUUUUUGCACCUCGUCUCCAUGUGCCACGCCAUUCGGUACGGAUACGGCAAGACGCUCGAUAUGCUUCCCGCCGCGAACAUGUUACAAGUAGACAUGGGUCUGUACCUGGGGCAAAUAUUCUACAUUAUAUCGGUUGGUCUCUGCCGAGUCGCGGCGGCACUGUUUGUUGCUUAUAUCUCGCAUUCGGGGCCACACAUUCGGCCGGCGCGGAUCGUGGCGGGCAUCACGGCGUUCUGGACAGGGGCAUCGACGCUGGCGAUUUGCGUGCGUGGAGAAGUUUCGCAUCCGUGGACGACGAUUACUGGACCCGAUACAUUUGGCAGAUGGCUCGUCAUUGAGGUCACAGGCAUCCUCCUCGAGCUCGGGCUAUGGGGAGUCGCGGCCCAUCUCAUCUGGAGUAUCAGACUCAAACGGUCAAAACGCGUCCUCGUUGUAUGCGCAUUUGGUGCUCGUUUAUUGUACGCUGCAGUCGCCCGGAAAUACUACUCGUGUGCUAACCCGAUUCUCAGAGUCAUUCCUUUCAUCAUUGCCCGCCUGGUCUUCCUCGACCCGCGAAUCAAGACCGGGCCGGCAAACAGCGCCACCAUUGCCGACCUCUUCACCGCGGCGUGUCUCUACCUUUCCAUCAUUGCCGGUGCCGCGACGGCCCUCAAGCCGCUUCUCACGUCCUUUUACGCCGAGCAGCCGGUAGUGGUCAACUGUACGGCGUCGUCAUCGGGCCUGGGCUCCAAGAACCGGAGCGAGUCGGUUUCCCCUCUUGCGACGGUCGAGCCGGCCGUGCUGAGGGACCACAACAAGAAGACAUCGAGGCCGGUCGUCAUCAACCGCACGGCGGUUAGUGCGAUUCUGUGGCAGCCGCCGUCCGGGCCGUCGCGCGGGUACGACAAGUCGAACCAGAGCGGUGGCAGCUCAGGAUCGCUGCACAGCGCCGCAAGCUCUUGGACGAGGAACAGCAGCAGGGCGGAUCGGAAGAAGAGGGAUGCUACCGUGACGGGGUCGUCGCUGGGGAUGGGGAGGAGGGAGCGUGGGCCGUCGGUGUCGGUGUCGGCGGAGGAGGGUCGACUGGUGAUUCAAAAGACGACAGAGGUGACGGUCCACUACAAGUAG
Messenger RNA from Cordyceps militaris CM01, 1260 nucleotides. RefSeq lists its product as uncharacterized. The transcript has 4 exons. The coding region runs from base 1 to 1260 and encodes 419 amino acids. NCBI's taxonomy places the organism in Eukaryota, Fungi, Ascomycota, Sordariomycetes, Hypocreales, Cordycipitaceae. The record is from RefSeq and is a predicted model, not a curated record.